Molecule: messenger RNA, 1434 nt
Organism: Rattus rattus (black rat)
Lineage: Eukaryota; Metazoa; Chordata; Mammalia; Rodentia; Muridae
Product: histo-blood group ABO system transferase 2-like
Biological process (GO): carbohydrate metabolic process
Cellular component (GO): Golgi apparatus; membrane; vesicle
Molecular function (GO): glycoprotein-fucosylgalactoside alpha-N-acetylgalactosaminyltransferase activity
Source: RefSeq, a predicted model, not a curated record
AUGAUGCCUGAGUGGGAGCCGGUUCGAGGGUUCGCACCACACGUGGUUAAGCCCCCUGCUUGGGUGCGGCGGACUCCAAGAAGAUGUGCACCUGGAUUUGCCCCCUGCUGCAAACCUGGCGCUGGGCUGAUGGGCAUCUGGGUCAUGGGAAAGAUCAUUAACUGCAAUCGCUACAGGAGCGGAACGGACUCACCGCAGGGAACUGCAGUCCCGCCUACAGAGAAGAGGAUGCCGAAUCACCAAUUUGGGUCCCAGACAGACUCAUCAGGCCAGCCAAAGGAAACGGACAUCCGUCCCCCACGCCGAAAGAGGCCGAACCGCCAGAUAAUGCGGAACCUGGCCAAAAAGAUCAAGGCGACUCGCCUAGAGCUGAAAAUGAAACCACGCCAGACGCUUGAUAGACAGAACAAACCACUAAUAGAACAUCCAGAACUGUUCCGACUGGUUGCUUCUAGAGGACCAAAGUGCUACUCACUUCACCUUGGAAUUCUUCCCUUCAUAGUGCUUUUCUUAGUCUUCUUUGGCUAUGGGCUCCUGAAACCCAGAAGCCAGGAGUUGGGAGACACAGGAGCUGUGAGCAGAAUGGCCUAUUCCCAACCAAAGGUACUAGCACCAAGUAGGAAAGAUGUUCUUGUCUUGACACCUUGGCUGGCUCCUAUCAUCUGGGAGGGGACCUUCAACAUCGACAUACUAAAUGAGCAGUUCAAGCUUCGGAAUACCACGAUUGGACUGACUGUGUUUGCCAUCAAAAAGUAUGUGGUGUUCCUGAAGCUCUUCCUGGAGACGGCAGAGCAGCACUUCAUGGUGGGACACAAGGUCAUCUACUAUGUCUUCACUGACCGGCCAGCUGAUGUCCCACAGGUGCCCCUGGGCGCAGGGCGGAAGCUGGUGGUGCUAACUGUGCGCAACUACACCCGCUGGCAGGACGUGUCCAUGCACAGGAUGAUCAGCCACUUCUCAGAGCAGCGCUUUCAGCAUGAGGUGGACUACCUCGUGUGUGCAGAUGUGGACAUGAAGUUCAGGGACCACGUGGGUGUGGAGAUUCUCUCAGCGCUCUUUGGCACCCUGCAUCCUGGCUUCUACCGUAGCCGACGAGAGUCCUUUACCUAUGAGCGCCGGCCACAGUCCCAAGCCUACAUCCCUCAGGAUGAGGGUGACUUUUACUAUAUGGGAGCCUUCUUUGGAGGGUCAGUGGUAGAGGUGCACCGUCUUACAAAGGCCUGCCAUGAGGCUAUGGAAAAGGACAAGGCCAACAACAUUGAGGCCGUGUGGCAUGACGAGAGCCAUCUGAACAAGUACCUGCUAUACCAUAAGCCGACAAAGGUGCUGUCCCCAGAGUACAUGUGGGACCAGCAGCUGCUGGGCUGGCCCUCCAUCAUGAAGAAACUCCGGUAUGUGGCUGUGCCCAAAAACCAUCAGGAAAUUAGGAACUGA